AUGGCAGUCAAGCAUGAGCUGCCUUUUUCUGGUGUAGAUAUUGAAAACGAGUUUCGCUGCAAAGUUUGCGAUUCUGAUGAUAAUCCAGACUCUGAUGAAAAUCCGGACUCUGAUGACGAUUCUGAUGACGGCUGGUCUUGUAGCGAAGAAGUAGAUCUAAAUGAAGAUUUUGUCAACACACUUGAUAAAAUGAUUGAUGCAAUAGAUUUAAUAUCUAUUCAACUUGAUAAAGUAGAUUAUGACUUGAGAGAAGAAAUGACAGACAAGCUGCGAUGUCUUGUUGAUGGCCAUGUUACUUACAAGAGGUCAGUAGAAAAAGCUUUCUCGUCACGAUAUUUUGGUGCUGCCAUCACGCGAAAAUUAAAAAACCCAGUUGAUGUUUCUGAUUGGAAAUGUGUUUGUGGAAUAGGAGGUAUUGGUGACACUGUCAACAGGACAUGUGCAACGUUUACAUUUAACCAUUUAAUCGCAGAUUUCACAAACCAAAACCUCGUGUGUAUGAAAGAAAAGGAAAAUUACUGUGGUGAAUGUCAAAAGAAUAUAAAGGAUGAGCCUAAAAAGAAUAGUGGUGAUUGGGAUGAUAAUGAGGAGGAAGAAAAAGAAGAUGAGGAGGAGGAGGAUAAUAUCUUAUUAGAAUCGUUGAUUGAAGAGAUCCGCAACGAGGUGAAGAAUAGCAUUCCUUUACACGCAUACAGAGUUGAUAUCAGUGCUAUUCAAGAUGGAAGUUCGUCUUUUAACCAUGCUUCUUGCCAAUGUAAUUAUCCAAGUUUUCGCUUGAAUGAAUAUGUAAAUCUUCGAAGUUAUCCACUUUUAAAUCACGUGCAUGUUGUGUUUGCAGAAGUUGAUGGAGAAAUGCGUGCUUCGACGUCUUAUGGCGGUAUUGUGGCGCUUUAAUCAGAACACUGCUUUUCAUUUUCAAAAGGUUUUUUGAAUUCAACCUAUUUCUUCAUAACUUCGACCUUGUUUUUGUGGAAUGUGUUUUGUGAAGAUGGUAAGAUUACACGAUUUUAUAAAGAGACAUUGGCAAUAACUUAGAAUUUAAUCCUUGUCCAAAUAGUUUGGUAAUAUCUGCUUAAGAAAUGUUUGUUCAUUUUCUUUUAUAUUUCAGCCUUUUAUGACAUUAAAAAAGAGGAGGAAAGUUAUAGAAGAACUUCACAUUUUUAUGUUUUGCAUUGACACUUAUUGUAACUUUUUCCUAGUAGAUUCUAGCAGCGCGCAUUUUUGAGCGUUGUUCGCUUCAUUAGUCAGUUACGGUUGACAAGGAUGUGAACUUUUUAAAAAAAUCACCCAUGUUGAUAUUUAAGCAAUAUUGAUAUUAAUUAUGCACCUAAUGUGUCCUAACUUGCAACUCAAUAAAAUCGCGAAAUCGGGGGA
Molecule: messenger RNA, 1374 nt
Organism: Hydractinia symbiolongicarpus
Lineage: Eukaryota; Metazoa; Cnidaria; Hydrozoa; Anthoathecata; Hydractiniidae
Exons: 2
Coding region: 1-894 (297 amino acids)
Source: RefSeq, a predicted model, not a curated record